Messenger RNA from Microplitis demolitor, 10546 nucleotides. RefSeq lists its product as uncharacterized. The coding region runs from base 92 to 6529 and encodes 2145 amino acids. The record is from RefSeq and is a predicted model, not a curated record. Gene Ontology annotation, cellular component: cytoplasm. NCBI's taxonomy places the organism in Eukaryota, Metazoa, Arthropoda, Insecta, Hymenoptera, Braconidae. Gene Ontology annotation, biological process: intracellular signal transduction. The transcript is spliced from 19 exons. Gene Ontology annotation, molecular function: guanyl-nucleotide exchange factor activity; protein binding.
GAGAAUAUAUCGUUGAGCAGUGGGAGCAUCGGUUCCACAAUCGGUUUAUUAAGAUCGGUAUUCUCUCUGAUAUGAAAAAAAAAGGUGUAAAAUGAAUCGGCGAGAAGAUCCACUGCUUCGGCAGCAUUGUAAUCGUCUACUCCAACUUGCCGAAACAACUAACAUCAAACCUGGACAUGGAAGUAGCAAAAGACGAGGCCAAAGAUCGUCCCACGGAUUCAGUUCAAGCAUCAAUGCCCGGACUACGCUUCAAGAUAUCGUGAGGAACGAUCCAGGAUAUACGGCUAACAUCGAACAUCUUGUUUUCCCGAAUCGUAAGGGUAGUAAUCCGAAUUUAGCUAGUCACAGUGGACCUUUAUCUUCUAAAGCUAAAGCAAACAAUCCAGGAAAUUUUAAUAACGCUUCGACGACUAAAACAAAACUCGUUGAAGUAAUCGCUCAUCCUUAUAUUCGAGGAUUAUCAGAGGAUUCGAUUACGACAAAGAAAAAACCUUUUAACGUUACCUCAUUAAACGGUAGAGCAGGAGAAGCUGCCGUAAUUACAUCAUCCAGUCAGCAACCAAAUUCGGGAUCAGCAUCUGCAAAUUUCAAACACCGUCGAUGGGUUUCGCAGCCGUCUCAAGGUUCACAGUCGUCAAAACAACAUUCGAUAGAAGAUGGGGGAAGCCACGUGGGCUCUGUGGGCGGUUCUGGAAAUACGACAUCAGUCCAACAACCUCGUCGGAUUAGUCCCGCGUCAGACCCAAAAGAAAUCAAUUCUUCAUCAACUAUUUCAAUUGGAACCAGGGAAAAAACAGAGAGGACGACAAGUGUUUCAAUUGUCCAUCUUCGUGGUACUUCUUCAGUGGAAUCCUGGGAAAGUCGACAGUCGAAUUUUUCGGGAAACCGAUCGAAGAGCUACAACCGUGCAAGUUCAAUACCAGCUUUAAAAAGGCAUGAAACACCUACGACAAGUAGUGUAACUAUUGGGAGUACGUCUUCAACGAGAAAUCAUAAUCGAUGUCAAGAGCCGCAAAAUCAACGGCGACGUGAAGCAACAAAUUCAUUUCUCUCGGGAGGUCGCAGUACGUCAGGUGAACUAUUUGUCAGUGGGAAUUGUAGUAGAGAAUUAUCUCCGGUGCGCUGGUGUGACCACGAUGUAGAUGGAGUAUAUCUCGGGAGAUCUGGGUGGGUUCAAGUUCAGCAACGGUCCCUCGAUGAGAAUCGUAAGAUCAAAUACGAAAGCAAUCCCCAAGCGAAAUGUAGCGGAAAUAGCAGUGGAGUGACUGGUACAAUCCCACUCCCACGACGAGCGACUGUAAAACUUAUAGACUAUCACUGUAGCAACAGUGAACCAGGAAAACGUUCAGAAUAUUUAAGAAGUCAUACUUUAGAUUCCCACAGGCCAGAUUUCCUGAAACUUCAUAGUACCGAAUAUGAAUCCCCCAGUGGAUGUGCUUCGCCUCGCAGUAUUCCUGAAUCUUUUUCACCACCCUCAAUAACACCAAUCAUAUCACCACCACCAGCCUUUCAAGACGCUCUUCAAAAAAGAGCAACACGCUCAUCACGAUUUAGUACUGCAUUUGGGAAGGCCCCUUUUCUUCCACGAUCUAAUGCUAUUAUCGACAGUGAUCUCAUAAGUCCACCACCUUCACCGCUGGUUAAUAAGAACUGGUGUUCAUCAACAUCAUCAUCAUCCAAAAAAACAUCUAACAUAUCCAGUAAGUCUCGAUCAAGAUGUCAGACGACGUCCCAAGUAUCCGGAAAUUCCGUUGUCGUUUUACAAUCAAAGCAAGAUAGUAAACAAUCUCGACUUGCAUCAGCCAAAUCUUUGGAAGAUCAAUCAAGUACUCGAAGAUCACAAUUUGCUCAAAGAUAUUUUGAGUCUUCAUCAUCUUCUUCAUCUUCCAUGGGAUUCCGAAGCCUUGACAGUUGUGUCAACAGAAUUGCAAUGCCCUGCUUAACAGAGAACACGGAUUCUUCAAUUGAGGGUUAUGAAGAUGGAGAUGAAGACGAUAAUCCGGAUUCAUUGUUAAAUAGAAUUUCCUCACCGGGAACCAUUUUAGACUUUUCCCCAGAUGGGAUAAUAAUAAAUCAUGAAAGAUUAUCACCCUCUGGACGGCAAUCGCGCUUAGGGCGCAGUCAACAAACCUCACGGAGGUCACCAGGUUCUUCUGAUGGGGGUAAAUUAUCUUUCGAUUCUUAUUCAUCGUCUUCAUCAUCUAUAAAUAGUAUUGAGCGGACAGAAAGAUCCCCAACACCUAAUAACUUCAAGCGCUCGAAUCAAUCCCGUCAACAGCAUCAAGGAUUUCGGGGUACUCUUGCACUGUCUCCAGAUUCACUGCAAGCUUCCAGAGUUCGGCGUUCUAAAAGUCUUCAAUUACCCGAAAAACGUUCCCCAGGAUCUACCAAUCAUCAGCAACAAUCAUCAAGAGAGCAUUAUCACGAUUCAAAUGAUUCUAAUAGAGUAGUUGUAAAAAUGAUCAACGACAAAAGUGUGGAAAGAACUAAAAAACAUUCAAUGCCAAAUCGCAAAACUCAGUCAACGGAAGAAACGGUAAACGUUGAAAUUCAUCGUGAGCCAGAAACAGUCACAGAAUAUCUUUACGGUACAAGAAGCAGACCAAUGACAAGAAAUAUUCAAUCAGGACGUUACGAUAAUCGAGAAGACAAAAUUGAUCGGCGAAGCACAACAGGCGCAUGCGACGUGUAUUUUAUUUCAGCAAAACAGCCACGUCAAAAACAGCCAGUAGUAAAUUACAAUCAGCAGCAGCAGCAGCAGCAAAAGUCAUCAAACAGACCAUCAAGAAUACUUCAACGAGGGGUAACAACUCCAAAUACAAAUUCGUCAGUCAUAUCUUCGGAGUCUAAGAUACGAUGUAAUACGAGCACGUGUAGCUUUUGGCCUCACUGUACCCAGCGGGAGACUCUGUACUCACCUAAUCUGAGUCAAACUUGUAUGAAAUUAUCUCAAAGUUAUCCGUCUCAUCGUCGACUAUCUACUGACAAUAUUAUCAAUCAUACUAGUCGAGAUCGUGACAGCGCUUGUUCUUCUCCUGCAGCUCUAGAUGUUGUCGAGGAUCGAGAUCUAAGAAAAUCUCGUCAACGAGGAGAGUAUUAUCCUCCAUUGUCGAAACACGAAGAACGUGGACCUAAAAGUGUUUUGAAACAAACUCGGAAGUCUCCUGCAAGCUCACCCAAUGAAUUAGAUCAAAUUACACGCUGGGAAUAUAGAAAUACUCAUGGUGAUACUAUAAGCCGACGUGUGUCACCAAUACAAUCAAAAACAAUUAGAAGAUCACCUAACGGUGGAGGUAAUUCAUCUGUCACUAAUUCAUCAUCCUCAAGCAGUGACAUCUGGGUGACAACCUCUGACAGAACAGUAACGAAGAGUCCAAAGAAUCCUAAGAGCAGUGGAGGAUCAACUCCUAUAGAUGAUGGAAUAACAGGAUCAUUGAAAACUCUUUUAGAUCCUCAAUCAGAUUUAUCAAGACCCGGAAGUGCACCAGCAAAAAGAGAAAAUUCUCCUGAAGAAGUAAAACAUCUUGAGCCUCAUCAAAGAUCAUCUUCUUUACCGAAAUCCUUUUUAACACAUGAAUCAAGCGCUGAUGGAGAUGAGCUGUCCUCAGCUAAACACCGUACUGAAGGCUCAAAACGAUCAACGCCAAGUACUCGGUUAAAACCUGAUGACUUGUCUUUCCCUCAUACAGCUCCUGGUUCACCAUCUCACGGCCAUCAUUCGAUUUCUCGAGAGACAUCAACAGAAAGAAGACGUAAAACUCUCGGAAUAAGUCGUAAUCAAAGACGUAUUAAAGCUUCCAGUACUCCGGCUCUUCUUGACCGAGACGAAAGUCAAUUAUGGGCAAGUAAUGUAAAUCAAUAUGUCAAUGACGAGGCACCUCGAAGACGGGAUUUGAAUACAGAGCAUCCCUUAGUAGAAGCUUCAAUUCCACUCAUACAACACCCACGACUUCAGAAAGAAUCUAGCAAUAGUAGCACACAUAAUGAAGCUCAAUCAUAUUCUUCUAAAGAUGGCUUAUCGCAGAAUCAGCACGAAAGCGUAAUUCAAAAAUUUCGAAAAAGUUUUUCAUUGAGAUUUCAUAAACGUGGAAGUAAAGAAGGAAGUACUGAAGUUGAUGGGCAUCCUAAUGUUCUUUUGCCUUCUGAAAAUGAUAGAGAUUCGUCUUCGAUAACAUGCAUCAAUGUAGAAGAUCACCGAGAAUCUAUUCCAACAAUCGAACAACAUAAAGAAGAUUAUUCCGAUCAAAAAUUUCGAUUUGGGCCACUCGUCUGGCGAACGAGUAAAGAGAGAAAAAAAAGCAAUAAAGCUGCUCGCAAUGCUAAAUGCAAUAGUGGUGACAGUGGGAUUCAAAUUGAGAUAACUGGAGGACCGUCCACUGAAGGCAAUAGUGCCGGAAAUCAUGGUGCUGGUGAUAGUUCUGAAUCACACGACACUGAUGCACCAGAUGAAACCGAUAGUCCUCCAGCUCUCCGUCGCCGAGUUAAUGAAAAAUCUCGGCCAAAGUCCGAGCUCAUUAACCAAAUACUUAUCGAUAAAUUCAAGACGGAUAUUCAACAAAAUCGUUCAUCGCGGCAAUACAACGUAAGAAGAACAAACAGUGAUCUUGGUGGCCAAAGGCUAUUUCAAUGGGAUAACAGAUCUUACGGUGGUCAGCUAUAUUACAGAAGAAUGUUGUCAACACCGUCGCCCAUUAAGUCACGACCUCCAAGGUUGAGUCCGAGACACUCCUCUCAUGACAUCGUUACACUAAGAAGUAACGCAAGAGGGAGAAACUCUCGGACAAAUUUAAGACGAUCAUUGAGUCAACCACUCGGGAUAAAUCAAUUAUCUCCAUUGAUGCGCACCAAAACUCCAGGUGUAAAAUUUCCCGGUGGUAAUGUCCUGUCAGAAGAUGAACAGGAUUUAAAAUCAGGAGGUAGCGGUGGUACUGGCGUUAUCGGAACAUCCGAUGAUGAUAUGAUGUCUGACUCAGAGUCGUCGAUUGCUUCAUUCUCAGAGGUAAAAAAAUCAUUUGAACACCCGAUGGAUGAAGAAAUUGCGAUACUCGCUGAAGCAGUUUGGGAUCAUGUAGCAAUUGAACCUGAAGAGCUGGCAUUCAGAGCUGGAGAACUCAUUGAUGUUCUUGAUACAUUAGACAAAGAUUGGUGGUGGGGUUGUUGUAGAGGAGAACACGGAUGGUUUCCCGCGGCAUUUGUCAGGUUACGAGUAAGUCAAGAAGAGACUGUAGAAGAUUGUCUGGCAGCGAUGGCUUCUGGUGCAUCAUCGAGCUCUCAAUCUAGACGAAGGACUAGUAUAUCCCUACUCUCAAAUGAACAAGUACGAAGUAGCGUAGUCCGUGAACUUGUACAAACUGAACGUGAUUUCGUAAAAGUGUUACGUGAUGUUACGGAAGGUUACAUCGCUGAAUGUCGCCGGCGCAUUGAUAUGUUUACUGAGGAUCAAAUAGAAACUAUUUUUAUAAAUAUCGAAGAUCUUCUAGAAUUUCAAACAGAAUUUCUUAAAGAUCUCGAGGCACGUAUAGAUUGGAAUGCAGCACACAAAAGCUGCGUUGCCGAAUGUUUUCUUAUUCAUCGUAACGGGUUUCGAAUGUAUUCGGAAUAUUGCAACAGUCAUCCAAUGGCAAUCGUAACGCUUCAAGAACUCUAUCGUCAUAAUCGAUACAGCAAAUUUUUUGAAGCCUGUAGAUUAAUGCGCGGCCUCAUUGAAAUUCCUCUUGACGGUUAUCUUCUCACGCCUGUUCAAAGAAUUUGCAAGUAUCCACUACAGCUUGCUGAGUUGCUUAAGUAUACCAAAGUCGAUCAUCCGGAUUAUCAUAAAAUACGGGAAGCGUUGGAUGCGAUGCGUACCGUUGCAGUUCUCAUAAAUGAACGGAAAAGACGGAUGGAAAGCUUAGAGAAGCUCGCAGCUUGGCAACUGAGAGUUGAGGGAUGGGAGGGUGAGGAUCUCAUAGAAGUAUCAUCUCAGCUGAUUUUUCAAGGUGAUGCUAUGAGAGUAACCACUGGAAUGUGGACUAAUAAUAUCACUCUCUUUUUAUUUGAUCAUCAACUUGUCUACUGUAAGAAAGACAUUCUCAAACGUGAUACGUAUGUAUAUAAAGGUCGGAUUUAUUUAGAUACCAGUGAGGUGAUUGAUGUUCCCGAUGGCAAAGACCAUCAACUUGGUGUCACUGUAAGACAUUGUCUGAAAGUCUAUAGUUGUGUGCGAGAUAAAUGGCUACUCUUUUGCUGCAGAACAGCUGAAGAUAAACGCAAGUGGCUUGCUGCGAUGGCGGAAGAACGCAGGCUCGUUGAGAAAGACCGGAAUGAUGGAUUAGAGUUUCCUGCCGCUGCAAGACAACUUGCUCGAUUAGCUGCAACGAGACAGCAACACCGCAGACCACCAUUGAAACCUCGCAAUAAAACAUAUAAGAGGGAAACAUACGAGAUGCCUGCAUUCCAAUCUAAUACAUCAAAUUCAUUGGGCCGUAAAGUCGGAACAUGGUUUACAUUCGGCAGCGGGAAGAAAGGAAUCCGAUUGCGGCCAUCUUGAGCCAGGCCUACCUUCGUACCAUACAUUGAUUUAUGAUGGAUAAAAAAAAACUUUGAUCUUUAUAACGAUAAAGUUUAUUUGUUACAAUCUACUGUAAUUUUUAUAAAAUUAGAACUUUAUGUAUGGCACGAAGGUUUGUAUACUUAACAAUAUUGCCAAAUAAUAAAAAACAUUGUUUUUAUAAUUUUUAUUAAAAAGUACCCAUAUAACAAUCUUAUAGCAAUCUUGCCCAAGCCUGAUCACUAGUACACUAGUUGUCCACGUUUUUAUAGUCUAGUCAAGAUAAAGGUUUUUGUUGGUAAAAAUUCCUGGCCAAUUUUCUCACAAAGUGAUUCCGAAUCAGCUAAAAGUACAACAUCCGAAAAAAUCCAACAAAAAUCCGCAUCUGACACAGGAUUUUGAAGUGACAGAGAUAGAAGUAUGGUAAAUAAUGAAGAAAUAUGAGACUUCUUGUACAGAUCUGGCAAGACAACAAUCUUGUUUUAGAAUCUUGCAUUAAUAUCUUAUGACAGAUUGAUAAAUAUAAAGACGUAGACAUCUAGAAGUUUUCUGCAUGAUCAGUGCAUAGACCGGCAACUUGUCAUGGAAAUUGUUAGAUGGGUAUACUCUUAAAAAGUUAUAUCAGAACUGUAGACUAUUGAUACUAUGAAACAUUUAUCGACGACGAAAUAUAUAUGACUAUAUAUUAUGACAUCGAAUGCCAAAGCUAUAUUAUAAAAAAAAUUGUAAAAUAAUUUUUUUUUAAAUACUCAUUUUAAAAAUAGAUUAUACAUAAGAAAAUAAAAAAUUAUAUUUAGAUACAUUGAUAAAUUAUAAGUAUAGAUUAUAAUAUACUUGUUUAAAUAGAGUAAGCACAAAUACGAUAAUGUAUUACUUAAUUGUUAUUUAUGCUAGGAAUUAUGAUUAUUAUAAUCAUUACUACCAGAAACCUGCAGGCAGUACGUGUCUGCUUGUGACUAUUAUAUUGUUAUAUAAAUUUUAAAUUAAUGAGAUAAAAAAAAACUCAUAUACACAAUAAGAGCUGUUACAUGUUUUUACUUUUACUCACGCAGACUUUUAGCAUCGUAUUUUUUAAAUUUUUCAUUUGUUUUCAGUUAUUUGAUUUUUCAAGUUAUAUAACUGAGUAUUGGCGAGAAGCUCGCGAUAUUUUUUUAAAUUUGUUGAAGCAAUUUAUUUUUAUUAUUUUCGAAUAUUAUUGAGCACAGUUUCAUUUUCUUGAGAUGUGCAAUAUGACAAAUAAAAAAAAAAAAACUCCUAGAUGAUUCGUACAAACGUAAAAUUCGAAUUUAUUAAAAACUACACGGAGAGAAAAAUAUGAGAAGUUUUUUAUUGUUGUUAAAUUCACAAUUUAAAAUUAAAGUCAUUUAUAAAAGACUGAAAGUGAAUGUUUCUUUUCAUGCUUGUUAUUAAUUUGCACUUAAAAACUUACAGAAAAAAUACUACGCAGUUGUUUAGCAAAUUAAUAAUGCACGCAACUAAAGAAAAAAACUAAUUAUAAAUUUUGAAGGUCAAUUCUAUAACUUAUUGCUUAUCAAAUGCAAGGUAGCACUGAGGCUCGUGAUAGCCAAUUUUUCUCUAGAUAAAACUAACAAGUAAUCGAAAAAACUAACUCUAAAAAUAUAUUAUUUAGUUAUAACUUUUUAAACAAAGCCGGAAGAAAGUGAUUUGCCACUGCCCUGAUAAUAAAUUGUGGACGAAUUUAUCGAUUUUAAAAUCGGAUAAAUAAGUGGAGUUAAUAAACGUCUUUUCGACUUUUUAUGUAGAACAAUUCAAAUAAACAUAUUUUAUAUAAACUUUGACGUAGAAAACUAAUAAAAUAAAAUAACAAUUAUAAUAUUAGAUAAAUAAUUAUCGUAGUAUAUUUUGCAUGAUAAUUAUCUUGCUCGAGACGCACAUUGUUAAUUUUUCUUUACUUUUAAAUCAAGUAGAAACUAAUUAGCAUAAGCUUGUAAGCUUUUUUAAAAGUUAUCUUAAAAUGCAACGACGAUUGUGACGAUAAUUUAUAUAUAAAUUAUCUUUGAUGACAGACACUAAGUGCACACGUAUACUGUUUCCAUGGAGGUUUUAAUACGUAUAAACGAUGACAAUAUAAUUAAUAUGAAUAUUAAAUGUUUAUCAUUUAAUAAUAACUCUAUGAAGAAGCAACCUAUUGAUAUAUAUGUAACGUCGAUAUAAGUAGUGUAGGAAGUAGAUGAAAUUAUGAUAAUAUUUGUUGCUCUGCAUAAAAGUGUUAUUUUUAUAGACAAUUUAAUUGUAAUAUUUUAUUCAAUGCUUGUACGAUUAUCCUGUUUUAUCAUAAUUGCGAAGCGAACCCUGACUUUACCUAUCGGUCUACUGUAAUAAAUGACAAGGCAAUGCAGGCUUCUAGAUUUUCUACCAGCGUGACAUAAUGAACUCAUAAUAACACUCUCUUACACUUAUUAUUGAAUAUACCAUUUUAGAUGUACUCUACUAUUAUACAAAGUCGUAACGCCAAAUAGUUUUAAAAUAACAUUUUAAGUUACAUUAAUUGAUAGUUUUGACAAAAUAUUUUCAGGGUAAAUUUUAGGACUUGAAUUUACAAGUUUUAUAAAUCAGGAUAAUCAGACAUGCGUUGAAUAAAGUGUAAUGUGUAAUGGACUAAACUACUAUCUGUAAAACGCAAUGUCUUUAGAUUAUGCGUGUAUGCCUAUGAUUCGUAAAAAAAGACAUUGCGCUUGAGGAAUAAUGGCUGACUUAGUCCACUAGUUACGUAAUGUACUAUUAAUGUAUGAUCGAUAUAUUCUUCCAAGGAUACAAAAGUGUCCGUAUAUUAUGUAUGUAUUAGUAUGGAGCAAUAUUAUUUGUAUAUUCAGGUUACUAUACAUGAAUAUUAAUGACAAUGUCAACAAUAUUAUCUAAAAUUAAAAGAUAAUUUUUUUCUUAUGCAUAUCGUAUCAAAUGGAUUCGAUCAAUAGUUAUAUAAAUACAUAAAUAUAAUUUAUAUAUAUAGGUUGUGAAUAUACAAUAACUAUUUCUUGAUAUUGUAUAUACACGUAUGGUAAUAAGUAUCAUAAAUGUAAAUAAUUUAAUUUUAGUAAAUAUUACAACCGAUUGAUAACGAAAAGUAAGGAAAAUUAAUUAGAGAAAUAUAUAAAUACCUGAGGGAAAUGAGGGAUGGGAAAAGAGAAUGAAAUGGAAAAAAGAAAGGGGUAAAAUAAUGGGUGAGGUUAAAGGCUGGUAACAAUACCAAGGGAUUACUUAUUAGAUGAUUAAUAUUAAUGAUAUUACUAUUAUUAGAUGUAAAUAACAAUAUGAUUAAAUUUAAAUAAUUAGUAUAACAUUUUAAAUUGUUGAGGACAUUAAAAAGAUAAAUUUUUUUUUUUUUGAGUUUGAUGGUAUUAGUUUACGGAACUUCCCUAGUGGCGAUAUUGAGCAUUGCUGUAUGACAAUUCAUAAUAUUUUCGAAAUCAUGGUGUAAAAAAUUGACUCAACUUUUGUAUAAAAGACGAAACAGAUUUUUUGCACUAUUGAACUUUUGAACUCUCCUCUAUCUUUUUUUCCUACACUAGAGUAUAUAUGUUAUAUACUUUUUACCAUUCUGUGAAAAAAGAAAUGACGGAGAGUAAAAAUCUGGUCUGUUUUAUUUCUGGAGGUUCCUUAGCAAGUUUAGGGCAACAUUCUAUUGCAUUGAGUAGGGUUGUAACAGAAAAAAAAAUAAUUUGUCAAUUAGAAAAAUAAAGCAUAAAAGCAAAUGAGGGACUUGUGCUAAACAAAUGUUGAAAAUUCUUGAUACAAAAAUUUUGAAUGAAAUUAAUUGUUGUUUUUUUUAAUUAAACAAAUAGUAAUGAAGUAAAAAUAUGUACGAAGCCUAAAAUAUCAUAAAAUGUGAUAACCGGUACUUAAAGCUCUGAUAAAUAAAAUUGUUGAAAAUAAUUAAAAUUUAUAAGCCAGCUUUUUUUUGAAUUAUUACUUUUUGUUCAUCUCGCCACAUGUCCUCUUGUAUUUAAAUUAUUUUCGAUAUAAGUGUAUAUAUACUUUAAUUCAUUGUAUAUUUUC